Racocetra fulgida is the source of this 204-nucleotide messenger RNA. The record is from the annotation of a GenBank genome assembly. Lineage: Eukaryota; Fungi; Glomeromycota; Glomeromycetes; Diversisporales; Gigasporaceae.
AUGUCUUUUUCAAUAACCCAAUUAACUAUAAUUGAUUUAGAUGAAGAUAAUUCUUAUUUUGAUUUAUGUAAUGAUAUUUUUUUAGCACCUACUUUAAUACUUACUUCUUUAUCAGAAAAUCAACAUCAAUCAACAUCUAAUUUAACCUCUUUUCCUCCUUGGCAACCUUCUUAUUCUUUAAUUUCUCUUAGCCAUCGAUUUUAA